GCCAGCUGUACGGUGAGGCUUAAAGAGACAUCAGCGAAGAGGGAGAAAAACUGAGAAUGGCUUCAAGAAAUACCGACAAAAUGGGAACUGUCGUCGAUUUGUAAUACACAGAUUUAGAUAUUACAAGGUGUGCUCCUGAUGUGCUGCCCAUUUCAUCCCAACAGAAAGUCUGACAUGCUCUGCGUUCGUAUUUGGACACAAGUAAUGUCUGACACGUCUCCUCAAAACCACCUGGAUGAGGCUCUAAGGAUGGAAAAUGAUGCCAGACAGCAUCUCAACAACAGUAGCUAAGACUGCGUGAGAGGAAAGGUGCACGCAUGUGUCCAUGAACACAUGUUAUUGUGUCCAUCUCCUGACAAUAGUACUCCUCUGAAGUUGGAUUUACGGAAGAUUGCCGUAGGAUGUCUUCGUCUUGAAUCAAAUAUUAGCCUUGGAUUGUCUGCUCUUGCCAGUAGUUCCCCGUCUAUAGAAGCAGCUCAUGUCUAGUUUAAUAUGCAUGUGUAGAAUUGUUUUGUGGAUGAGCCAUUCCUUCCACUCUUUUUCUCUCUAAAUUCCACUCCUCCAUCCCAUUUCCCAUACCCCUGUUGCUAGUUUUGGUGGCUCUGUGAUUUUAUGGCAGUGGAGUAAUCGUGGAGAGGCCGGGGUAUCACAAGCUUAUGGAUUUUGAUAAGAGAGGAGGAGGUGGAAAAGGAGAAGUGGAAGAAGGAAAGAGAAUGUCAAAGACUGGCGGGAGUAGGACUGGGCAUGGGGGAGGCCGAAGCUCCGGGACCAACUCUGGGGUGCUUAUGGUUGGCCCUAACUUCCGAGUGGGAAAAAAGAUAGGCUGUGGAAAUUUCGGUGAGCUACGUCUCGGGAAGAAUCUUUACACUAAUGAAUAUGUGGCCAUUAAACUGGAGCCAAUCAAAUCCAGAGCACCUCAGCUUCAUCUUGAGUAUAGGUUUUACAAACAGUUGGGGAACUCAGAGGGUGUACCUCAGGUCUACUACUUUGGGCCUUGUGGGAAGUACAAUGCCAUGGUGCUGGAAUUGCUUGGCCCAAGUCUAGAAGACCUGUUUGACCUCUGCGAUCGAACCUUUUCUCUCAAGACGGUCCUCAUGAUUGCAAUUCAGCUGAUUACACGGAUGGAAUUUGUACACACAAGAAGUCUGAUCUACAGGGAUGUUAAGCCUGAAAACUUCUUAGUGGGCCGGCCGGGGACCAAAAGGCAACAUACAAUCCACAUCAUCGACUUUGGGCUUGCUAAAGAAUACAUCGACCCCGAGACCAAAAAACAUAUCCCUUACAGGGAGCACAAGAGCUUAACAGGGACAGCCCGAUACAUGAGCAUCAACACACACCUGGGAAAGGAACAAAGCAGACGGGAUGAUUUGGAGGCACUCGGUCACAUGUUUAUGUACUUCCUGCGAGGCAGUCUACCCUGGCAAGGCCUAAAGGCUGACACUUUGAAGGAGCGCUACCAGAAAAUCGGAGAUACCAAAAGGGCAACUCCUAUAGAAGUGCUCUGUGAGAGUUUCCCAGAAGAAAUGGCCACCUACCUGCGUUAUGUGCGGAGACUGGAUUUCUUCGAAAAACCGGAUUACGACUACUUGAGAAAACUCUUUACAGACCUCUUUGACAGAAAUGGCUAUGUCUUUGACUACGAAUAUGAUUGGGUCGGCAAGCCACUACCGACUCCAAUAGGACCCAUGCCUAGUGACACACCUCUGCAGCCCAGCAGUAGAGACAAAGCACAACCACAGACCAAAAACCAAUCGCCAGAACCCAAAGGAAGUGAGUCCCAGCCCACUCCCAUGACCAACAGGGAGCUCCUGGGGUCGCACCUCACGGCUGAUAGGCUGGGGGGCUCUGUCCAGGUUAUGAGCUCGACAAAUGGAGAAGUGAAUACAGACGAUCCCACGGCGGGACACUCCAAUGCUCCCAUUACUGCCCCUGCUGAGGUGGAGGUGGCCGAUGAUACAAAAUGCUGUUGUUUCUUCAAGAGGAGGAAGAGGAAAGCACUCCAGCGGCAUAAGUAGGGAGGAACGUCUUGGACACAUUAAGAGUCAAUGGCGCGUCUACAGAAAAUAUAAAGCAAAGGACUUGCAGAUGAAAUGUGGAGUACCCUGUCCUCUGUCUCUGCUCUGAGUGUUCUGCUUCAUCUCAGACCAGAAACUACUCACUGCCUCAGUUUUGGCAUCCGCUCGGAGAGGACACGCCUCAAUACUCGGGGCUCUGAUACUCUUUGUAAGGAAACAAUUCAGUGGAACAAAUAAAUAUAUUUGUACAAUGUGGGACACCAGAAAUCUUAGAGACUUUAAUGGUCAGAAAAUAAGAUAUAUGUUAUGUGACUUAAACCCAGAUGAUCUGUUUAAACGUGUAUUUUAGAUGACAUGCAAAACCAUUAUUUGAAAACUAAAAGGCAACCAUAAACCCACAUACACACAAACAUCUGUUCACUUCGACACUGGCUGGAUGAGUGAGUGAUGUACUUCAUGGUGUUGUUUUAUGGGAUCAAAAUAAGUGGGGAAAGACUGCUGACUGAUGGAUGCAGAAAUAUACACCAGAAUCGAACUUAUGUAAAUUUUCUCUUUCCUUUUUUUGUAAUUUAAAACAAAGUUGUUUUCGAGAUAUGUUUUCCUUGAGUUGAACAGUUUUACUUGUCGUGUAAUGUCUUUUUUUAACCGCUUUUAGUUUUUUUAAACUUUCUCUUUGGUUCCUGUUAGUGUGGAUGAUGUUGUAGGACAGUGGCUGGUCUCAGGUACUGUGGGAGAUUGAGAGACAUUGGGUCUCUCCUCUGUGAAUUGCACUUUUGGGAAUAAAAGAAAAAACGUUUGCCA
Triplophysa rosa is the source of this 2816-nucleotide messenger RNA. RefSeq names its product casein kinase 1, gamma 2a (gene csnk1g2a). NCBI's taxonomy places the organism in Eukaryota, Metazoa, Chordata, Actinopteri, Cypriniformes, Nemacheilidae. The transcript is spliced from 12 exons. Gene Ontology annotation, cellular component: plasma membrane; nucleus; cytoplasm. Gene Ontology annotation, molecular function: ATP binding; protein serine/threonine kinase activity. Gene Ontology annotation, biological process: signal transduction; positive regulation of canonical Wnt signaling pathway; peptidyl-serine phosphorylation. The record is from RefSeq and is a predicted model, not a curated record. Bases 657 to 2015 code for a protein of 452 amino acids.